Molecule: messenger RNA, 753 nt
Organism: Tribolium madens (black flour beetle)
Lineage: Eukaryota; Metazoa; Arthropoda; Insecta; Coleoptera; Tenebrionidae
Exons: 3
Coding region: 25-690 (221 amino acids)
Molecular function (GO): transmembrane monodehydroascorbate reductase activity
Source: RefSeq, a predicted model, not a curated record
UAGUAAACAUGAGUCAGUGAAAAAAUGUCGAGUGAAAGUGUCACCUACAUUCAGAGAUUUUCCUGGAUUUUCAACAUCCUUUUCCACCAAGCUUUAGCAGUGGUCACUGUGUAUAUAUUAUGCACAGCUUUGGUCAACGGCGCCUCUGACUCUCUAGCAACAUGGCACAUGGUCCUAACCCCAUUUGGAUUUUUAUUUCUCAUGAUGGAAAGUUUCAUUUUAUUCACAAACACCAACAUCCCUACUUUGCAAAUGGCGCGAAUUAAAAAACAAUACGUCCAUGGCACACUCCAAUUCCUCAGCACUGUCUUCAUCACAGUGGGAAUCUCCUUCAGGAUUAGCACCAAAGAGGGCGACCAUUUCACCUCAACUCACGCAAUUUUGGGACUGGUCGCUUGGAUCCUCGUUUGGUGCUCAGUGAUUCUGGGACUCGCCACAUCCCAAUCCCAACACCUGAAAAAAAUCGCCAAACCAGUGGUUCUCAAACUUUUGCACACUUUAAUCGGAAUUUGUGCCUUCACUUUCGGGAUCAUUGCGUUGUGUUUUGGCCUGAAAAAUUAUUUCAAGUCGUUUUCAGGCGAAGAUACCAUCAAUGCGGCGGUUGUAACAAUCGCACUUUUGUACCUUUGGGCCCUUUUUGACCCUUUCAGGGCACUCUACGCCCACAUACGCAGUGUUUUUGCAAAAUAAGCGCUCGAAAGAUAAAGAUAAUAAUAGAUUUAUUGUGUAAUAAAAAAGAAAUAAAUUAUUUGA